Fomitopsis serialis is the source of this 818-nucleotide messenger RNA. RefSeq lists its product as uncharacterized. Bases 28 to 540 code for a protein of 170 amino acids. The record is from RefSeq and is a predicted model, not a curated record. The transcript is spliced from 3 exons. NCBI's taxonomy places the organism in Eukaryota, Fungi, Basidiomycota, Agaricomycetes, Polyporales, Fomitopsidaceae.
CUUCCCCGCCUGCGUGCCUGCCUGCGUAUGUGGUCGCCGGCCGUCUCUGCGUGCUGGGCAUUGGCCCAGCGCGUUCGCCGUCGCCGUGCGCUGUCUGCUAUGCUGUCGUCUGCCGGUCCGCGCGCCCGCGCGCUCGCCUGCUCGUUGCCCGUCCGCUCGCAUUGCGUGCGUUCGUCGGCCAGGGCAUCCUCCCAACACGCCCGCGGCCUGCGUGUGUGUCGCGCAACUUGCCCAUCGACUUGCUCAUUCGCCGGCUUGCCCGUCCUGCAUUCGUCGGCCGCGUCUGCGUGCUGUGGCGCAGCGCGCUCGCGGUCGUCGUGUGUGCCGUCGUGCUGCUCGUCUCACAAAUCCUUCCGUACGGUCGUCCGCCCAUCCGCCUGUCCGCUUGCUCGCUCGUCCCCCGCUCUUGUGCCCGCUCGCCCGCCCAUUUGCGUGGUGUGUGCGUUGACCGUUCGUCGGCCGUGUGUUCGUGGUGGGCAUUCGCCCUGCGCGCUCGCGGUUGGCGUGCUCUGCGCGCCCCCUGCCCCACGCCUGUGUUAGCUUGCUAGCUCGCGUGCAGUUGCACUUACCUUCGCCAGUGUCAUACACUCGCCACGCGUUCGUCGGCCGCGUCUGCAUGCUGGGCACUUGCCUUGCGUGCCCGUGCUCGUCGUGCUCAGCGUCGAGCCUUCGAUGUGCUUCGUGGUGCCGCUGCUGUCGGGCUCGUAGUGGUGCUCUAGCACGCCCGAGCCAAGCCCGAGGACCGUCGCGAUGUUGAGGGGGAGUUCCUCGCAGCCAGAGGGAGAGGGACGCGAUGGAAGCAGAAGAUGAAGACGGCC